Molecule: messenger RNA, 396 nt
Organism: Rangifer tarandus platyrhynchus (Svalbard reindeer)
Lineage: Eukaryota; Metazoa; Chordata; Mammalia; Artiodactyla; Cervidae
Source: the annotation of a GenBank genome assembly
AUGUCCAGGGCCCGGCUGGGGCAGGAUAGGGUGCUGUGGAAGCACACGGCAAAGCCACCGAACAAAGUGGGGGGACAUGAGUGGAGGACAUCCAGGGACAUGGCGUUUAAAUGGAGACCUGAGGGGUUAGGCAGGCGGUGGAGAGAGUGUGGGAAACAAAAGCGUGUUCUAGGUAAAGAUGUUAGAAGAGGAAUCCAUACCGGGACUCCCAUGGUGGCUCAGAUGGUAAAGAAUCUACCUGACUACCAGAAGAUCCGAGUUCGAUCUCUGAGUCAGGAAGACCCCCUGGAGAAGGGAAUGGCUGCCCACCCAGGUAUUCUUGCCUGGAGAAUUCCACAGACAGAGGAGCCUGGCAGGCUUCAGUCCAUGAGGCCACAAAGAGUCAGACAUGACUGA